AUGGGCUUAUGGUCUAGCCCAAACUAUGGGGGCCCCUUCGACGCCGCGCAAGCAAACGCUCUCAGGAUGGAGACUCUCCACGAGCCAGUGUUCAACAAGAUCCUGGAUCUUUUGCCGCUGCGAGAUAUGUGCAGCUUGGAGUGCGUUUCCAAGACACUGCAGCGGUGGGUUGUAACUAGGCACGGACAACUUUGGCAGGGGUGGUGCGAGCGUGCCUGCCCUUCGAUCCUGGUGUCCCCAGCAAAGAAGAUCUUUUCCGCGCAGUACAAGUCUUACAAGCACCUGUUUUUCCGCUUGCAACGCGCGGACGAGCUUGUCGAAGAGAGGGGGAAAGAAGAAGGGCGCAGAGUUGCAGAGUUCAACCCCCUGGGAUUGGGCGCUCAAAACCCUGAGCUUGAUGACUACGUUGUGCUGGUUGAUGUGAGCCUGGGGGAUGAAGGCAUCCUCUUCCAGUCUGCUGACGGAAAAACAGUGCGCCUUGACAGAAUGGUCGCUGAUUCAAGUGGAGGGAAGCGCUACCGGGGCGACUGUACGGGUGUGUGCAAGCCUGAGGCUGAGGCCCGUCUGUGCAACGCACUUCAAGCGUUGGUUGAACGCACGGAUGGGGAGGAGCUUUUCUGCAAGUUGAGGUUGAUGCACAAAGCAAAGCCGGAGUUUGUGGUGGUGAUGAAGAGGAUAGCGAUCAAUGAUGUCUCGCAUCAGCUGUUGGAUCCGCCCAAGUUCAACUUUGUACAACACAACUUCUAUCUUGAUAUGGAUUGGUCCGACAGCCGAGCAGGGAAGCCAGUGAAGAAAGGACGUGACAGCAAAGUCAAGAUCAAUGACGUGUUGCUGCGGGUGAAAUACUUCUUUGCGAAAGGAGUGGACGCACGAAAGGAGAAGUUGAGUGAAGCGAUGUCUCGGGAGUAUAGCUUCACGAUUCAGUUUUCGAGUUUAUCUUAACAUUGGCAGGGAGUAUGUUGUAUUGUUACUUACCAGCCCAACCAGGACAUGGACAACGUGUUUGAGAAGCAGAGUAUUAGCUCUUCGUUUUACUGACCAUGAUAUCAUACACAAGAACAUGGUUCCGCUUAGGAUCACAAGAUUUAUUCACCUAACAACGUUCACAAGUCGCAGGUAUUGAAAGGCAGGUCAAGGUGGUCACAUAGUUACACAGGACAAUCAGCAAUGCUCGCCGGAAUCAGAUUCAAUAUUGUUUCAAAGCUUGUAAAAUGUCUUUGCAUACAUGCCUUCCGCUUUUGAUGAUUGCAAGCCU
Messenger RNA from Klebsormidium nitens, 1255 nucleotides. The record is from the annotation of a GenBank genome assembly. Lineage: Eukaryota; Viridiplantae; Streptophyta; Klebsormidiophyceae; Klebsormidiales; Klebsormidiaceae.